Fusarium redolens is the source of this 1395-nucleotide messenger RNA. Its product is annotated as FAD dependent oxidoreductase. Bases 1 to 1395 code for a protein of 464 amino acids. The record is from RefSeq and is a predicted model, not a curated record. The transcript has a single exon. NCBI's taxonomy places the organism in Eukaryota, Fungi, Ascomycota, Sordariomycetes, Hypocreales, Nectriaceae. Gene Ontology annotation, cellular component: cytoplasm. Gene Ontology annotation, molecular function: oxidoreductase activity.
AUGAGCAUCUCAAGCCUUCCCGUGGAAGGAUCACCGCAGUCCUACUGGCAGCACGAAGCCCAGAAGCAAGAAGUACCUUCACAUACCGAGCCUCUCCCCAGCUCAUGUGAUGUGGCGAUCGUCGGUGGCGGCUAUGCAGGCAUUGCUACAGCAUACCACAUCCUGAAGACGACCUCUCCGCCGCCCAAAGUGUUCCUCUUGGAGGCAAAGGAUCCAUGUUCUGGAGCUACAGGUAGGAACGGAGGCCACCUGCUCCCUGACUAUCUGAUGGGAGCUGCGAGCAACUCCAAGAGAUACAAUGCCUCUGCGGCAGCCGAGGUCGCGCAAUUUGAAGCCCGCCACCUUGACGUGAUCAAGUCUCUCAUCAGGUCGGAAGCUAUCGACUGCAAUUUUGCGGAGACGCAGAGUCUCGCUGUUCUCACGACCCCGGAGCAAGUCUCCAUGGUGCGUGAGGCAUACGAGGGCUUGAGGCAAGCAUCGUCUUUCAGUGAUACGCUGCUAGAUAUGGUAGAGUUCUACGAGGGUGAUGACGCACCCCAACGUACAGGAUUGCGAGAUGCAAAAGGCUAUUUCUCUACACCCGCAGCUCGGGUAUCACCCUUCAAACUUCUCACAGCUCUUUUGGCGCGCUGCAUCGACAUGGGACUCUCUCUGAAGACCCAAGCGACGGUGGUGUCAGUUGAGCAUGCUGAAUCAGACGGUCAUACCCUCACGAUGCGCUCGGGGGAGACUAUGACAGCUCAGAAAGUCGUCAUCGCCACGAAUGCCUAUACGUCAGCACUGAUCCCCGAGUACGCGAGUUCCAUCGUGCCCUGUAAGGGACUCGCAUGCCAUAUAACAGGCCCCGAGGGCAAGCCACUGCCAAAGCUCCUCGCUGCAAGUUAUGCCAUAAUGGAGCAGGACCCAGUCUCCAACAAGACGGGCUAUAACUAUAUGGUACAACUUGCGGAUAACAGCAUCGUGGUCGGCGGCGCUCACCACAAGUAUGAUGAGAAAGAUCCGGGGAGCUGGUACAACAACGUCGACGACACGCAGCUCAUCGAGCCGGCGCGGCGGUACUUCGAGGAUGAGUACAUGCAGCGGACGUUUGUCGGGUGGGAGGACUCGGGGGCCCGUGUUGAUCGUGUUUGGACCGGGAUUAUGGGUUAUAGUACUGAUUCGCUUCCUCACGUGGGAGAGGUUCCUGGUAGGGAUGGGGUUUUUGUAAUUGCUGGAUUUCAUGGACAUGGAAUGCCUGUUAUCUUCUUGGCCGCUGAGGGCAUUGCAGCCAUGACUCAGGGGCUGGAGUAUGAAAAGACGGGACUACCGUCUUUGUUCAAGACCUCUAGGGAUAGGCUGGAGUCAGAGAGAAAUGAUAUCCUGGCUGGAAGGGGCAUUCGGUCGACUAAGGACUAG